AUGACAGUGCCAGUCGAAGUCGAGAUCCCCUCACCAAAAGUCGCUGUCCUCAAGUUCGAGCGCGGCAUGCAGCAGGGUCUUCUAGGACGGAUUAGCCGCACGUCCAUCAUGGAGUACCACGCUUUCGGUAUCAUCAGCGAGGGCCGCAAUGCUACCCAUCACUACAUGAUCUGUGGUGUUCAAGGAGACUUCACCAAGAACCUCGUCGCCAAUCCACCAAAGACUGUAUGGACACGCCAGCUCAAGUUCGGUAUGUUCUUGCAAGACUCCACUUGCAUCUCCAUUGCUAACACAAUCACAGCCGGCGUCGGCCACGCCUCUGCAAUGUUCAAACGCGGCAUCCGUAUCUGCACCGGUACUGGCAUCGGCGCCGCCCUCUCAACCUGCAUCCAAUCUCCCAACUGGUUCCUCAUCUGGAUCGGCUCCGACCAAGAGCGCACAUUCGGCCCCACCGUCACAGGUCUCAUCCACAAGCACAUCGAGCCCGAGCGCAUGAUCCUCUGGGACAGCAAGAAGCGGGGUGGCCGCCCGGACACAAUGGAGUUGUUGAGAGAUACGUGGAAGAGAUUCGGCGCUGAGGUCAUCUUCAUUACGAGCAACAGCCAGGGCAACGAUGAGAUGAUGCAGGGAUGUGCCAAGGAGGGUAUGCAUGCUUUUGGUACACUCUGGGACUUUUAG
This is a messenger RNA of Alternaria ventricosa, 678 nucleotides long. RefSeq lists its product as uncharacterized. NCBI's taxonomy places the organism in Eukaryota, Fungi, Ascomycota, Dothideomycetes, Pleosporales, Pleosporaceae. The transcript is spliced from 2 exons. The record is from RefSeq and is a predicted model, not a curated record. Bases 1 to 678 code for a protein of 225 amino acids.